This is a messenger RNA of Rodentolepis nana, 402 nucleotides long. NCBI's taxonomy places the organism in Eukaryota, Metazoa, Platyhelminthes, Cestoda, Cyclophyllidea, Hymenolepididae. The record is from the annotation of a GenBank genome assembly.
AUGGCCUUCAGAAUCCAGCGUCUUAGAGAAGGGUGGACUCGAGAACAACUCGAAUUACGAGAACAUUCUAUAAUAGAAGAUAAGGAUAUUAUUUUGGAGAAAUUAAGUAAUGGUACUUUACUUGUCGGAGGCUUGGAUAUAUCAUACAGUGGUAUCGAUUCAACUGCCUUCGUUGGUGUUUCCGUUGUGACAAUUGGAAAUCCAUCUUUAAAUAAACAGUGUGAAACCCUAAUCGUCGACACCUUCAAGGUUGAAAUCAAGGGGUUUUACGUCCCUGGUUUCCUUGCCUUUCGAGAAGUUCCCGCCUAUAUUGAAGCAAUUGAGGCCUUCAAGACCAAAUACCCGGAUGGCCCAACUCCUGACAUUUGGAUGGUGGAUUGCAAUGGAACGCUCCACCCACGU